Penicillium alfredii is the source of this 2013-nucleotide messenger RNA. RefSeq names its product acetate--CoA ligase. Bases 1 to 2013 code for a protein of 670 amino acids. Lineage: Eukaryota; Fungi; Ascomycota; Eurotiomycetes; Eurotiales; Aspergillaceae. Gene Ontology annotation, molecular function: AMP binding; acetyl-CoA synthetase activity. The transcript has 6 exons. The record is from RefSeq and is a predicted model, not a curated record. Gene Ontology annotation, cellular component: cytosol.
AUGUCGGACGGCGUCGUUAAGCCUCCCCAGCCCUCAGUGGUGCUGGAGGCACACGAGGUCGACACUUUCCAUGUCCCCAAAGCAUUCCACGACAAACAUCCCACCGGUACAUAUCUCAAAGAUCUGGAUGAGUACAAAAAGCUCUACGAGGAGUCAAUUCGCAGUCCCAACACCUUCUGGGCUCGCAUGGCCCGCGAGCUCCUCUCGUUCGACCGGGAUUUCCAGACCACCCACUUCGGAUCAUUCGAAAACGGCGACAACGCAUGGUUCGUCGAGGGCCAGCUGAAUGCAUCCUACAACUGCGUCGAUCGCCAUGCGCUCAAGGACCCGAACAAGGUGGCCAUCAUCUACGAGGCCGAUGAGCCGAACGAGGGCCGGAAGAUCACAUACGGCGAGCUGCUGCGCGAGGUGUCGCGGGUCGCCUGGACUCUGAAGCAGCGCGGCGUCAAAAAGGGUGACACGGUCGCCAUCUACCUGCCCAUGAUCCCCGAGGCGGUCAUUGCCUUCCUGGCCUGUUCUCGAAUUGGUGCCGUGCACUCGGUCGUGUUCGCUGGUUUCUCGUCGGAUUCGCUGCGAGACCGUGUCCUGGACGCCCAUUCCAAGGUGGUCAUCACCACCGACGAGGGCAAGCGCGGUGGCAAGGUCAUUGGCACCAAGCGCAUUGUCGACGAGGCACUCAAGCAGUGCCCCGAAGUGUCCAGCGUCUUGGUCUACAAGCGAACGGGCGCCGAGGUGCCCUGGACCGAGGGCCGCGACCUCUGGUGGCACGAGGAGGUUGAGAAAUACCCCAACUACCUGCCCCCGGAGCCUGUCAGCUCCGAGGACCCGCUGUUCCUGCUCUACACCUCGGGCUCGACUGGCAAGCCCAAGGGUGUCAUGCACACGACUGCCGGUUACCUGCUCGGUGCGGCCAUGACUGGCAAGUACGUCUUCGACAUCCACGACGACGACCGCUUCUUCUGUGGGGGCGACGUUGGCUGGAUCACCGGUCACACGUACGUUGUCUACGCUCCGCUGCUGUUGGGCUGCGCCACUGUGGUUUUUGAGAGUACUCCCGCAUACCCCAACUUCGCUCGCUACUGGGACGUGAUCGACAAGUACAACGUGACGCAGUUCUACGUGGCCCCGACUGCCCUGCGGUUAUUGAAGCGCGCUGGCGACCAGCACAUCCACCACAAGAUGAGCCAUCUGCGGAUCUUGGGUUCGGUCGGCGAGCCCAUUGCCGCGGAGGUCUGGAAGUGGUACUUUGAGUCGGUCGGCAAGGAAGAAGCACACAUCUGCGACACUUACUGGCAAACUGAGACUGGCUCCCAUGUCAUCACCCCUUUGGGUGGUGUGACUCCGACCAAGCCCGGUAGUGCCUCGAUGCCCUUCUUUGGCAUUGAGCCCGCUAUCAUUGAUCCAGUCUCGGGCGAGGAGAUCACUGGCAAUGAUGUCGAGGGUGUUCUCGCCUUCAAGCAGCCUUGGCCGAGCAUGGCCCGCACCGUCUGGGGUGCCCACAAGCGCUAUAUGGAUACCUACCUGAACGUGUAUAAGGGAUACUACUUCACUGGUGAUGGCGCUGGUCGCGAUCAUGACGGCUACUACUGGAUCCGCGGUCGUGUCGACGAUGUUGUCAACGUGUCCGGGCACCGUCUGUCGACUGCCGAGAUCGAAGCUGCUCUCCUGGAACACCCCAUGGUUGCCGAAGCCGCCGUCGUGGGUAUUGCCGACGAGUUGACCGGCCAGGCCGUCAAUGCCUUUGUCGCUCUGAAGGAGGGCAACGAAACAAAUGAGGAGGUGCGCAAGGAUCUUGUGAUGCAGGUCCGCAAAUCGAUCGGCCCGUUUGCCGCCCCCAAGGCCGUCUUUGUUGUCGACGACCUUCCCAAGACCCGCAGUGGCAAGAUCAUGCGCCGAAUCCUGCGGAAGAUCCUCAGCGGUGAGGAGGAUAGCCUUGGUGAUAUCUCGACACUGUCCGACCCAUCGGUGGUCGACAAGAUCAUCGCCACUGUCCACGAUGCCCGCCAGAAGUAA